ACUGUGGAACAGUGCUGUCGAUCUCACGAGGGGCUCGGCAUGGAGAAGGAACAGGACCAAUAUGGUUGGAUGAUGUCAACUGCACAGGGACGGAAGCUGCUCUCUCCGAGUGCAAGGCCAGGCCAUGGGGACAACACAAUUGUGUCCACAUGGAGGAUGCCAGCGUGGAGUGCUCAGAAUCCCACAUCUCCAAGAUCGGUCGGCUCCAGCUGCUCGAUGGCCCCAGUCGUUGUGCGGGGAGAGUGGAGGUGCUCCAUGACCAACGAUGGGGCACCAUCUGCGAUGACGGCUGGGACCUUGCUGAUGCUAACGUGGUGUGCCGGCAACUGGGCUGUGGAACAGCAGUGCUGGCCCCUAAAGCAGCUCAUUAUGGGAGAGGCCAAGAUACCAUCUGGCUGGAUGAUGUGAACUGCACUGGUAUGGAGGAAUCCAUCUUUGACUGCAAGGCAAGUGCAUGGGGAGACAACAAUUGCUACCAUGGAGAGGAUGCUGGAGUGCUAUGUUCAGACUCAGGGGUUCCUAUUUCAGUGGAGCUCCGCCUGGUCAACGGUUCAACUCGCUGCAAUGGCAGGGUCGAGGUCUUUCACAACGACACUUGGGCAGCUUUGUGUGAUCAUGGCUGGGGGAUGGCUGAGGCUCAAGUGGUGUGCAGGCAGCUGGGCUGUGGUGAAGCGCUGUUGGCUCCUAUUGGGUCUCAUUUUGGGCAAGGAUAUGGACAGAUGUGGCCAGGCAACAUAAACUGCACAGGCUCGGAAAGUGCCCUGUUUACAUGCAAGACAAGACACUGGAGCAACAGCACAUGUCAUCCUUGGACAUCAGCUGGUGUGGUGUGUGCAGAGGGUGACCAGAUCCGACUGGUGAAUUACGGGAGCCGCUGCGCUGGCAGGGUUGAGAUCUUACACAACAAGCUCUGGGGAACUGUGUGCGACAAGAACUGGGAUUUGCUGGAUGCCAAUGUGGUGUGCAGGCAGUUGGGCUGUGGGAGAGCACUGUCAGCCCCUGGACAGGCUCAGUUUGGCCAAGGGACUGGAAUCGUGUGGCUGGAUGGGAUGAAUUGCACGGGGUUUGAGUACUCACUGUCUGCCUGCUCAGCCAAGCCAUGGGGAAUCACCAGUUGCGACCACUGGGAAGAUGCUGGUGUGGUGUGCUCAGACUCGAUCAUCCCAGAGCCUGCUCAUCUCCGACUGGUGAAUGGCUCACAUCGCUGUGCUGGCCGAGUUGAGGUGCUUCACGAGGAGAUGUGGGGAGCUGUGUGCGACCAUGCCUGGGAUAAGAAGGAUGCUGAGGUUGUGUGCAGGCAGCUGGGCUGUGGAACAGUGCUGUCAGCCUCAGGUGAAGCACAUUUGGAUGCUGGAUCUCACCGUGUCUGGUUGGACAAUGUGAGCUGCGAGGGAACAGAACCAGCUCUUAUGAAAUGCAGAGCAAGCCCAUGGGGAAAGAGCAGCUGCAGCCAUGGAAAGCAUGCUAGUGUCGUGUGCUCAGGCUCGGCUGUUUCCAGUUUUGCCCCAGUUCGACUGGUGGGUGGCCCAGGUCGCUGUGCUGGGAGACUGGAAGUGUUUCACAAUGAGCAAUGGGGAACGGUGUGUGAUGACCGCUGGGAGAUCCCAGAUGCUGCAGUGGUGUGCCGGCAGCUGGACUGCGGAGUGGUGAUAUCAGCUCCACUGAGGGCUUACUUUGGGCAUGGACAGGGACCCAUGUGGCUGGAUGACGUCAACUGCACAGGGACAGAAGCUGCCCUCUCUGAAUGCAAGUUCAAGGGAUGGGGUAUCCACAACUGUUAUCAGCAUGAAGUUGCCAGUGUGGUGUGCUCAGGAUCAGGCAUUUCUGACCUAGUAGAUCUCCGCCUCGUCAAUGGCUCUGAUAAAUGCUCUGGAAGACUUGAAGUGUUUCAUGACCAGCGCUGGGGAACUGUCUGUGCUGAUGGCUGGGACCUGGCUGAAGCCUAUGUGGUUUGCAGGCAGCUGGGCUGCGGGGCAGCACGCUCUGCCUCAAGCUUUUCGCAGUUUGGGGAAGGACCUCAUCUGACCUGGGUUGAUGCUGUGGAAUGCACAGGGAUGGAGCGAGCCCUCUUUGAAUGCAAAGUCAAGCUCUGGGGAGCCCAGAGCUGCAAGUCCAAGGGAUAUGCGAGUGUCGUGUGCUCUGCGGCUGUAGACAUAGACCUGCGGAGCCCAGAAGCCCUACGGCUGGUGAACGGCCCACACCGCUGCUCUGGACGGGUGGAGGUGUUUCACAGUCAGCAGUGGGGGACGGUGUGCCAUGAUGACUGGGAUUUGAAUGAUGCCAAUGUGGUGUGCCGGCAACUGGACUGUGGAACGGCAGUGUCAGCACUGAGGAUGUCUUCAUUUGGGCGAGGGUCUGGCCCCAUCUGGCUAGAAGGAGUGAGAUGUCGUGGGACAGAAGCUACCCUUGCUGAAUGCCCAGUCAAGCCUAGAGGACUCCAUGGAUGCAGUCAUUUGGAAGAUGCUGGUGUUGUGUGCUCAGGCUCGGGGAUGUCCAAUGUUUCCACACUUCGGCUGGUGGAUGGUUUGAAAAAUCGCACAUUCCCCCUUGAAGAAGACUCCAACGCCACAGAAGAAACGCAGAUCCGGUUGGUGAAUGGCCCGAAUCGCUGUGCUGGCAGAGUGGAGGUGUUUCACAACGGGCAGUGGGGAACAGUGUGCGAUGACAGCUGGAAUUUAAAGAGCGCUAAGGUGGUGUGCCGGCAGCUGGGCUGCGGGACAGCGGUGUCAGCCCCAGGCAAGGCUCACUUUGGACGAGGGUCUGAUCCCAUCUGGCUGGACGACGUGGAGUGCAGUGGCACUGAAGCCAGCCUCUCCCAGUGCAGACUGAAUAGCUGGGGAAGCCACAACUGCAACCAUGAUGAAGAUGCGGCGGUGGUGUGCUCAGGCACCAACUUCUUGCAGCUGCGGCUGCGGGACAGCUCAACCCCCUGUGCAGGGCGUGUGGAAGUUCUGUACAAUGCCACCUGGUACAGCAUCUGUGACAAAAGCUGGAGCUCGCUGGAGGCAGAGGUGGUCUGCAAGCAGCUGGGCUGUGGACCAGUACAGGCUGAAAGCGCAGGAACCUGGGUCAGCCAGGAUCACAACUACAUCUUUCUGAAGGGGCUGCAAUGCCGUGGUGCAGAGACACUCCUCUUGGAGUGCCAGCAGAACAAGAUCGGCCCGGGGCUGUGCCAGAGCAGCGUGGCCGCCAGCGUGGUGUGCACAAAGCCAAGCGGUUCUCCACCAUCCUGCUCCACACUGGUAGCGCUGCUCACCCUGAUGGUGAUGGUGAGCGGGAUCCUGCUGUGGCUCUACCUGAAGAGCAGGUUCACUGGAGCAGGCCAAGCUGCAGACUUUAGGUGUGCCAGGGAGCAAGGUGCCUCUGCAAUGCCCUUCCAGACUGCAGGAGCCAUCUACCACCCAGCCGAAGGACAGUUCCACAAGGAUGCUGACACAGAGACAACUGAGCUCAUUAGGGAAGAUGCUGUCUUGUGAUGCUGGCACAAUCCCUUCUGCAGAAGCAGCACUAUCAGCCCAUGCUGUGGGGUCAUCGGCCAAGCUCAUUCCUCUUUUCCUCCUGCAUCUCAUUCUUCAGAGCAAACAUUUUCCCUUAAGCUCCUGCAGAACUGCAGGAAGACCUCGCAUGCUUUCCAAGAGACUGCAAAGUACCAGCUGUUGGGCUGGACAUUUGUAAAACUGUCUGUACCAAUGACUUAUACUCAGGAGCCCCCAAACAGCUGUCCAAAGUCUUCUGAAGUUUACUUGAUCUAGGUCAGCUUCAGAGGUUUUCUGGUGGCGUGCACCAGACAGUAGGACAGCCUGGUGGUCAUGCAGCCUGACAUCAGGCUGAGCACAGAAGCAGGGAAGCUGAAACAGGACUAAAACUGCUAACAAAUUAAAGGAGAAGUGUGUCCCCAACCUUUCCAGCUGUGAUGAGCGUGAAUGCUGUGAGAUGUAAUGCUUUCUGCGCCUCUGCAGGGGAGCUGGCCAGGGCUGCCUGGUGCCUCAUGCAAUGGGUGGCUUCCCUUGACCUUGCAAACAUAGGCAAACCCCCUUUUCUUGGCUAUCCCAGGCACAAAAGCUUCAAAGCUAAUUGUACUCUUGGCUGAGCUAACAGUAUUGCCAGCAGGUCAAGAAGUGAUCCAUCCCCUCUGUUUAGCACUGGUGAGGCUGCACCUGGAGUGCUGGAUCCAGUUUUGGGUCUGCCAAUACAAGAAAGACAUGGGCACACUGGAAAGAGUCCAGUGGAGUUCAAAAAGGAAGAUGUACCAACAAAUCCAGAUGUGUAUCUGCAAAGGUGCUUUCACAGACACAGAGUGCCAAAUGUGACACAAUUCAACUCCAGAAGCCGUUUGGGAAGACCUCCUGAGGAAUGAAUUACUUUGACUUAAGGACAAUGUCUCAAAUACAUCAGAUAAGUGCUUCCAACCAACGGUCUAUUGGCUGCAAGUUGCCUAGAGCCACUGUCUCAGGUGUUUCAGGUAGAGACAGCACAAACACUCUGAACUAAGGCAGACAGAGCCUUCUGAGAAAUCCUUAGUGACUUCUGCGCCUCAUGGGAUGUUAAGUGGGGUUGGGUUACCAAGGGUGACUGGGUACAGAGAGGCAGAAAGCAUGGCAACGUUCUGCCUCUUUCAGUCUUGCCAGCUGAAGGCAGUAUGGGUAGGUUGUGCCUGAACAUGACCAGUCCUAACUCCAACUUCGGAGGGGCUGGUUUCUUUCCUUUCUAAUGCUCAUCAGUGCUAGUCUAUAUAGCAGCUAUUUUCAUUAUUUACAAUAGAUUACAAACCAUAUACAGCAAAAUAAAUUCCUCUUGCCUUAUUGCCUUCAUUACUUAGCCAUAUGAUGAAGAACAGUGAUCUGGAGCAGCAUGCAGACACCAGCCAGCUACACAGACAAAUACAGUGACCCAUUAAGUGACUGAGCCACAUUAAUCAACUGCAUCUAAAGGAGGAGAGUUCAUGGACAAACUCAGUGUCCUUCUUAAAUCAAAGUCCUGACAUUCGGAGCAAUAAUAAAAAAUAAACCCCAUGAAAA
Molecule: messenger RNA, 5018 nt
Organism: Numida meleagris (helmeted guineafowl)
Lineage: Eukaryota; Metazoa; Chordata; Aves; Galliformes; Numididae
Product: deleted in malignant brain tumors 1 protein-like
Exons: 13
Coding region: 150-3476 (1108 amino acids)
Cellular component (GO): membrane
Source: RefSeq, a predicted model, not a curated record